Molecule: messenger RNA, 1509 nt
Organism: Leishmania major strain Friedlin
Lineage: Eukaryota; Euglenozoa; Kinetoplastea; Trypanosomatida; Trypanosomatidae
Product: putative endonuclease G
Exons: 1
Coding region: 1-1509 (502 amino acids)
Biological process (GO): apoptotic DNA fragmentation
Cellular component (GO): mitochondrial inner membrane; nucleus
Molecular function (GO): nucleic acid binding; single-stranded DNA endonuclease activity; RNA endonuclease activity
Source: RefSeq, a predicted model, not a curated record
AUGAUCGCCCGGCUGCUCGGCGCAGCCUCUGUUGGUCUCUUCAGCGUCACCGCCUACUGGACCUACAGCACGCAGGCAAGCAAGCGCACACAGCUUGUGGUGCAGCCUGGCCGCUCUCUCGUCACGACUGCCACCGCUAAACCGUCGAUCGGGAGCGCAGGCAGCGACAGCAGCAGCCAGGGAUCUGUAAGAGGUGAUGCCGCGCUGGCGUUUCCUGUCGUGCUGCCGCCUCGCACGCCACCCGCCCAGGCCUCCACGCUCACCGCCGACUUCUUGCAGCAGUGCAACGAGGCAGCGGCGCACGGGCUGCCGUCCACUGCCGAGGUGCGCUGCUACGGCGGCUACCUCGCCAGCCUCAACUACGAGCGCCGCAUCCCAAACUGGGUGAUGGAGGUGGUUGACUACCGCAAGCUGCACCCCGGGCGCCGACCCUCCUCGCCGGCAGCCGCCGCCGCAAGCAGAGACGACGACGCCGCGCAGGAUGAAGAAGACGAGGGGAGCGACGGCAGCCGCGGUGGUGGCGACGUCUCGCGCAACCGCAGCAACUUCUACGCCGACGACACCGUCCCCGCAGCCUUCCGCGUCGGACCCAGCAGCUACACGUCACGCGGCAUGAGUCGCGGCCACCUCGCCGCCGCGCAGUUGCACAAGGCCUCGCAGGCGGAGAUGGAUGCGACCUUCAACAUGAACGCGAACAUCGUGCCGCAGGACAUGACGCUGAACGCAGUGGAUUGGCUGCGGCUGGAGGGCCUGACGCGCAAGCUGAGCAAGGAGGUAAGCGUCGGGCCGCAGCAGCAGCAGCCUGGUCGCGGCCGGCAACGCGGCCACAGCCCACCAGCAGGGAACACCACCACGGCGGAAGGCGCGGGUGGCAGUGGCAAGCUGUACGUCGUAACCGGCCCCGCGUUCGUCCCCCGACUCAUGCGUGUGGAGCACCGUCCGGACGGCACGGAGGUCCAUGUGCCGCUGUCCUCAGCAGACGCGAGCGCGGCGCCGUGGAAGAGCGCAGCUCCAGUGAAGCUGAUGAUGACGUACGAGCUCACCGGUCACCCCGCGCGUGGCACCCUCGUCGCUGUGCCGAGCCAUCUGUUCAAGGUGUUUCUGGCCGAGGAGAACGGCGGCCAGUCACACUCAGUGGCGGCGUUCAUGAUGCCCAACGGACCAAUCGUAGAGGAGCUGCCCCUCACCGCGUACCAGGUGCCGAUCGAGCAACUGCAGCGUAUCACAGGGCUUCAGUUUUUUCCAGGCAUGGACGUGACGCGCUUGCCUGACCUCUGCAAGGCGCACAAGUGCGACGCACGGCCGUCCGCGCUCUUCCAGCGGUACCGGCAGGUGGCCCAGCUGCGGGCGGCCGACAGCGUGCCUCAGCUGCAGCAGGCCUACGCGGCCCUGCAGGCCUCUGCGGCGGGCGGGAAGCUUGACGAGGCCGUCGUGCACGAGUUCCAGAACCGCAUGGAGGAGCUUGUCGCGGCGGCUGUGGGGCUGAUCGACCAGGCAGAGCGACGCUGA